AAGUCCUUCACAGAUAGCGCUGUGCAGAUAAAUAAAGAAGAGGAGUAAAAAAAGCAACAUGAAAAGCAGGUUUUCAUGAUAUUUAUGCGCAUAUGUUGCUUAAUCCAAAAUUCAUACAGCUGCAGUCGAAUAGAAGCAGAUCAAUGCCACAGGAAGAUAAUGCUCAAGGAAACCUCGUUCCCUAAUUAUUUUUUCUGGCGAGGACAGAAGAGUUGACGAAAUCGACCUUGUAUCACAGUCCUGAACUGCUAUUUGCGCUCAAAAGAAUGCGUUUUUUUCAAAAAGCCACAGCUUCUCCGCUCAGCAUCAUAAAGAAUUUCUGCAAGGCAUUGAAGAUAUUCUUUACUCAGUACUUCAUAAUCACUUCAACACUUCAAUCGGCACUUUCCCUUCUCCAUUCUCCAGUAAUGGUUGGAUUCCUCAAGGGUCGAGAAUACGAGGAUGCAUGGAGUGAACAGGCGUCGUGGCGUUAUCAUGUACCCACGCACAUUUUCUACGCGUCGCGGUGUUGAUACGUAUAAAAUGUCGAUGAGCGAGAUUUUCGGCUCUCUGUUACGCGCCGGCCGUCGCGAUGCCGUGGACGACAACACGUCAACGAUGUCGGGUCUUUGUCGCGAUAAUCGCUCUGAACUGUUGCUUCUGGCUGGCAAAAGCGUUUGGCAAGACCGAUGACAAUCCGGACAUUUUACUCUUAACGCCCGAAUUAGUGAGAAGAUACGGAUAUCCUUUGGAUAUUCACGAUAUCAUCACGGAAGAUGGCUACACCUUGCAAUUGCAUCGAAUACCGUACGGCCGUAAUAAAAAUAAAAAAGCGCAAUCGGAGACAAGAUCGCCAAUACUUUUGGUGCAUGGUCUGGUAGGCAGUUCCGCCGAUUGGGUCCUUACGGGCCCUGAAAAAUCAUUAGCAUACAUUUUAGCCGAUGCGGGCUAUGACGUGUGGCUAGGAAAUAACAGAGGUAACAUUUACUCGAGAAACCAUACCUCGCUGUCGCCAACAGAUCGAGCUUUCUGGGAUUUCAGUUAUCACGAGUUCGGCAUCUACGAUCUUCCUGCGAUGGUCGAUCACGUUUUACACACGACGGGACACGAUAAAAUCUUCUAUGGCGGUCAUUCAGAAGGCACUACGCAAUUCUGGGUAAUGACAUCGGAGAAGCCUGAAUACAAUUCGAAGAUCGCUUUGAUGAUAGGCCUUGCACCUGCGGCUUUUAUGGGCAACAUUCGCGGACCGAUAAGGAAACUCGCCAAGUUAACGUAUCUCGGCGUAUGGGUUGGCGAGACUUUCGGUUAUCCGGAACUUCGUUCUCGAUCCACCUGGGGGAAAUUCGUAUUGAGUCUAUUCUGUCAGAAUAUGGUGAACGCACAAUUCUUCUGCAGCAAUCUGUUGUUUCUGGUUGCGGGAAUUAAUCGUGAAGAAUUAAAUACGAAGGAUUUGACAGUUAUCUUAACCCAUUUACCCGCUGGAGCUUCCUGGAAACAAGUAGUGCAUUAUGGUCAAGGAUAUAUUGAUCCAGGACAAUUCAGACAGUUCAACUACGGCGAGGACAAGAAUCUCCGGAUGUACAAUUCGACGAUACCACCUGCUUACCAAUUAGAAAGAAUCACAACGCCGAUCGCUCUCUUCAGCAGCGAUAACGAUUGGCUGGCAACUACAAAGGAUGUGGAACUCUUGUCCGCGAGGCUCAACAAUGUCGUGUUUCAUCACAACGUUCCCAUAAGCAUUCCUUUUAAUCACUAUGAUUUUUUGUGGGGAAAGUCCUCUUGGCAGCAGGUAUUCGAACCUAUCCUGCGACUGCUUACUCAAUAUCAAUAGCGGCAUCUUUCCUAGAUUAUGAGGAAAAGGGUGAGAAAGAAUACAAUAAAAAUGUGUAAUGAAUCGGUCUAAUUUAUUGUUGUUACUAUUAGUAUCAUUGUAUAGUACGUUGCGUUUACAUAUAUAGUCUGCACUCGUCUAACUUCACUUCCGCCGCACUGCGUCGCGGAUUCUAUCCGCGUCUUCAACGCGAAGCGUGACAUCGCUAGUCUCCCGAUUAUUAAUACCCCCGUCUUUCUCGCUCUAUGUACAUUUAUACAAACUCUCUAGCAUAAAUCAACCUGCGAUCGCCGCGUAAGAAACUACAUUCGCGAUCGUAAUUCCGCGCGGUCGCAUCUCGUGCGGUGCCGCCGGUAUAAUUAUAAACUUAUACUUUUUUUUUUCUUUCUCUGUAAUCGCACUUGAGCAGCGUCCGGGAAAAAGAUACUUUAUCUUCGCUUUGAAUACUGUCCUGGUGAAGUACAGUACGCCUAUUCUGGAAGAAACAGACACUUCGCCUCUCGCGGCUGAUGCUUUAAACGAUUGAUCUUGAGUUGCUUCGCGUAACAUCGUUUACUUUACCGUAAUUGUAAUUAUAUAUAGCCUAUGCUAACUUACAGUUGUAAUUGUUUAUUCAUAUCUUAUUAUGAUAAAUUACCCAUGCGGGAGUAUGAAUGGAGUCAGCUGGCGAGUUUCAGGAUCGGGUGCAACUUCGAAGCAAUAUUUUAGAUAAAUUGAAAAUAUUUUUGCAAUUAAUGAUAUCCUAUUCUUCGUUAAUUCAUUAGAAACGAUAAUAACAGACGAAUGCAAUUUUUCACACUUAAUCAAAAGCGUGAUUUAAAAUUUCUUUUACUUCGAAAUUUCAUAUCUGUUUAGAUUGGAGGUAAAAAUGAAAGCAAAUCGAUCGCACUUUGCUCGCCGAACUGACCGUAUAUAAUGUACAUAAUUGUAUAUCGCAUGAUAUGUAUUAGUUUAUGUUAGAAUAAGUCGGAUGGAAAUUGUCGGGAAGGCUUCCCGAGCGCGAUUUAUAUGAAACUUUUCCGUCUUCGAUAGCGGUGAAGCUUUAUCAUAAUUGAAUACAAACAGAAUUUCACCGUAUCGUUACGCCUGUAUUCACGUUUGCGGAUGAAAAAUUGCGCACAAACCAUAAUUGAUACUUGAGCUCACGUGUUGGCCACUCGAGGUUUGAAAACGAUUUCUAUUUUCGCAAGAAGAGAAGAAACACCCUGAUUAUAAUUUAGCGUCUACAAAGUUCAACGAUACGCAGUGUCUCGGGGAACGAAUUUUGACAACGUUAAUAUAACUAUAAAAUGUAUCGAUAAUAGAAUAACUGUCAUAAGUAUUUAUCAUUCGGUAAUACAAUAUAGUCUCAAGUAUUGUAACAAUCGUAAUUGAAUACUUUUAUUUUAACGAUUAAUUUAAGAUAAUAUCACGAUAGAGAAUAACGCUAUGCGCACUAAUGAAUGUAGUAGACUUAAGACUAAUGUACCUCUUCCACCACACCACGCGAUCGAGUGAUAGUGAUAUAUCCUUAAAAAGAUGUAGAUUAUGGUCAUUCCAAAUAAAAAAAAAAAAAAAAACUCUAAACAUCUUUUUUACAUUGAGCAUUUUCUAUCGUGUGAGCAUCUUCUACUUUGCUAGCUGAUCUUUCUAACUAACAGUUCGUUCCAAACGUGUAACGAAAAUUCAUAAAUCAUAAAUGUCUAUCAAUUGAUGUAAAUUCAUGUAAAAGAUAUUGUAUUAAAAUAAGGAAAGUGGGAUUUUGCGGGGAUGUAGUUUCUUUGACAACAAAAAUGAUGGGGGGGAUACAGCUUGUUCGUGUGCCGAGAAAUGAAUGUAACGGAGUCGCGUUUGUGGUGGAGCGAGAGGUGACUGAUUAAUUCCUUUGCACGUAGGGAUUGUUUUAUUUGUAACAUUUUAAAGGAACAGAAUCACACAUUUUCGUGCAUUCACGGAGAUAAACGCGGCUACUCGCGCGAGUAAUCCGCCGUUUCGCAUAACGUAUAUAAGAUGCAUUUCGAGAAGCAAUAUAAUUUCCAAUAUAGUUUCGGAGAACGCAAGAGACAAGCCUUAUAAAAAUACUAUCCAACGGCAAUAUAUAUGUGUAAUAACGUAUCGAUACAAUUUCAAAUACAUGCAAUUACGCAGUAAGUAAUUCUGAGGCCAUCGUUAAUAUGUCAUAGUAACAUACGCGUGGCAAUUUGUCGUCACGGACGAAGGAAGGCACCCGCGCAACCUCAUUAAUUCCGCGAAACAGGACGCAUUUAAUUAAUCCGCCGGCUCUCUUGAGUAACUUUCUUCUUGACCUCUCAGUGAAGACAAAGUGCGCCUCAUUUAUAUCUCAUUUAGAUCAAGUAACAAAUCCUAAAGUAUAAGCGUCCCUUCUGUUUUUUGAUAUCUUGUACUCUAUAUAACAAUUAAAUGCAACCACUUGUCAAAUUUAUCUAUAAAUAUUAUAUAUAUAUAAAGUUUUAUAUAUAAUUAAUAGUCAUCUUACUCUCCAUAUCAUUCCGUCAACGUUUGAAAUAAAAACAGUCUCAAUAUAUCGCCAAUUUACAAGUGGAAACAAUAUAUAUUAGAAUAUUGAUUUCUCUUUUACAAUUUUUCUUUUUUUUUUUUCAAUUAAUCAAUAUGCGCAUACAAGAUGUUCAAUAAAUAUAGAACAUUGUAUUGCCGAUCAAUGCAAGAGUGUGAAUUAAUUAAUUCAGAGCAUUGUAUGUAUGUAAGGAAAGUAAAAAAACAAAAAAAAAUACGAGCGUGGAAGAUUUAUUGGAAAGAAGGCAAAUAUGUAAUGAAAUACGGUCAACGUAAGUUUCAUAUAAUUAUAUGAUAGACUAACCGAGCAUUAAGAGUGAUGUGUGUGUGUGUGUGUGUUUUGUGUCUGAAAUUAAUUAUUGUACUAUAAUGUCACUAUCGACCUUUAUAGUUAAUUAAUAUAUUACAGAUACCUACAGUUCCGAUAUAUUUCUUCUUAAACUUCUGUUAUAUAGUCCGGCGCACGUGUAUCGCGCCGCCGAACAUCUUUUGACACUAUGUACAUGCAUAAAUAUAUUAUAUACACGUUGAGUACACAUAGCGGGAUGUCCCAAGAGAAUAACCAGUCGUCACUUUUGCGCUUUGUUGCAUAACGAAGGAAAAAAAAAAGAUGUAUAAAAUCAAAUCGGAUAGGGAAUUUGGGAUCUGUGAGUCGCGUCGAGUCGAGAAGAUAAAAGCGAGUCACGUGUCUACGGUCAUUAUCUUAGAAUCCCGAUGUGCAUAUUCAAAUCCGGCAUUCAGGUUGACAAACGUCAGACGAGAACGUAAGUAAGAGCUAUGGAUCUCAAUUCCUGGUCGAUACAUAUGUGAAAAUUAAAUUAUGCGGAAAAAAAUGUUUGUGUGUCUAUCAAUCUGACGUUGAUCAAUAAUACAUUCUUGGAAUUGUCAAUAAUACAUUGUCAGUCGCGAAACUGACUGCAUAUCUCUUUCUCUCUCUCUCUCUCUCUCUCUCUCUCUCUCUCUCUCUCUCUCUCUCUCUCUCACGCGCGUGAUCUGUAAAAAAUCACACAUACCGGAAAGUACGAAGAUGAUUGACUCUCUUACGCGCUAUUUCCCUAGAUAUAUACUUCAUACAAUAUCUGCUCGCGUGGAGCUAAUAAUUUCCUCCCGUACUUUCGGAACGUAUUUGGGAUAUCAGAGGCUCUCGAAUAUGAGACAACUGAAAAUUCACGUGAUAUAUUGACAACACGUCGCGCCAAAUUAUAAAUGAAGUUUCAACACAAAUGCGCCGGACACGUUGUUGCGGAAUACGUAUCUCUUAGUUCGUUUCGGAAUUCGAGACCCUCGGAUAUCGAGGUAUAAAUAGCUAUGUAACAUUUCUCCUUUUUGUAAAUGCGUCAUACGACAGAAGCGUACGAAUGGGUAAUUCAAAAAACGGUGGAAAUUUAAGCAAUGUAAGUCUCGACCUGCCGUACCCGUUGAAAUACAGCUGAAACUCGUCUUAGUCUUUAAAAAAAAAUAUAUAUAUAUAUAUAAAGCAUGGAAAUGUAUUCCGUCGCAAUUUUGCAUCGCUGUGCCGCACGCUAAAACUUGUAAACGGAGCACGGUGUAACGCGCGAUUAAUCGAGCGCAAGAGACGUUAUCGAUUUCAAUCUACGCGCUUUUUCCAAACGUUUCCAUCCGUUAAUCCGACACUAUCGAUCGCGAAAACUCUGAAAAUUGCGCGUGCUCCGCUCGCGAAGAGACAAUAUAUUCGCCGGAAGGUAUAUAGACUUUAACGGUACUCGAGCGUCUGCCCUAAAUAAUAAAUUCAAUCGCGGUAUACGGUGCCGAAAGUCAACAGUAUGCGAUUGUAUAUAGUGUAGCAUACUGCUCAAUGCUCGGCACGCUAAGGGUCUCUUUUAUCUAGAAUACUUUUACAGUUGUCCAUUAUCUAGACUCGUCCCUAUAAAAAAAUAGCGGAUCGACAGCAUCUGCUGCGUAGUUUAUACAAAAUAACAGCAGCCUUUGCAGCAAUAUAAGUUUGCAGCGAACAACACGUAUUCCAUUCAUUCGCUAUGUUACAGUAGGAAAAGUUCAUGUGCGAAGUAUUCUACGCGUACCGCAACAUUCUCGUGGAAAAGGAGACAACGGCGAAAAUAAGUACGAUUCGUACGGACAAAGUAAAGACGGGGGAAAGCAAGUUUCAAAAAAAAAAAA
Messenger RNA from Linepithema humile (Argentine ant), 6463 nucleotides. Its product is annotated as lipase 3-like. Lineage: Eukaryota; Metazoa; Arthropoda; Insecta; Hymenoptera; Formicidae. The record is from RefSeq and is a predicted model, not a curated record. Gene Ontology annotation, molecular function: hydrolase activity, acting on ester bonds. Gene Ontology annotation, biological process: lipid metabolic process.